AUGGUGUGUUUCAGGAUCGUCUGCCCGCCUGGCUGUGCGUCUGUCGCCGGACCAAUCUAUGGUGACGGGAUGUACAGCACUAACUCGUCUGUGUGUAAAGCGGCUGUUCAUCACGGGUGGGUCAUAGACGAGCUGGGAGGAGCCGUGACCGUCAGGAAGUUCAGCCUGGCCAGAAUUUCUAACCCAGUAAUACACCACGGGGUGACGUCGCUAGAGUACGACGGAUCCGGCAAGACGUCUAUUCAUUUUCUUCACGGCUGUGACUCAGUGGUGACGUUGGCCAGCCGAACUCGGGGGUUCUACAGCAACAGCCCGUUUGACGCGGACAGCGAGUGUAACCUCCACAUCAUCGACAAUCCUGGUGGCAAUAUAGCCCCGGGGUACUUAUUCAACCUCGCUGGAGGGGCCGAGUUGGAGGUCCAUGCCGGUCCAAACAAGAAGUACUUUGUGAGCAGACAUACCAACGUCGCUUGGAGCCAGAAUCUGCAGGGAGGAAUACCUCACGUCCACGAAGCGUUCUUCGAUCUUACCACUGGAUCUCAGGCAGCGGGACAAUAUCUUCGGGUAAAUUGGGGCACCCAGGGAGUGGAGCGGUUGGCCUGCGGGACGAUUUCCCAGAUCAGCCGCACGUUUUACGCCGACGCCCGCCCCUGGAUGGACCUGGAUUUCGGUCGGGAGAUGUACGUGGCCGCGAUAGAGACAUCGGGCGACGUGAGCACCAACUCCUACACUAAAGCGUACAGUCUUCAGACAAGUGACGACGGGGCGGUGUACAACAACCAUGGAGCCAGCUCCGAGCCGUGUACACGUGUUAAGGUGUAUCAAGCCAACACUGAACCAAGAACAACUGUCCGGACCUUUAUACAACCCCGCAUUUCCACGAGGUACCUGCGAGUCAUUCCGGUUGCCUGGUUUGGCCGCCCGACACUGACCCUGGGCGUGCUCGGGUGUGAAAGUGCGCUGAUCGCUGCGAGGCACCCGGGUACUGUGAUGGGAGUGUUCGAUCGGAAAGUCAACUUGGAUUUCCCCGCCGCUCAUCACCACUGCUCAACGUUCCACAGCAGGAUGGCGUCAUACAGCGAGCUUCUCGCUGCGUUUCACGCCGGCAUGACCGACGCUUGGCUUUCAUGGCUAACCGACCAGCGUGCCAGAUACAUCAUAGAACGCCUCAUUUCUUACUCGGCUUAUCGAAACAGCGGAAUAAUCAGUUGGGGUCUUCGGCCUACUUCGUGGCUACUUGGCGUGUUUUGUAUGCAGACCAUGUCAGAAACCGGAACAAACAUCGCACUGGAGAAGAGGACAUAUCAGUCGACAACACUUGACGAGACCGGCCUCUCUUGGCACGGCAUUGACGGCGUCAGAACCACGAACAGCUGCGACGAGAACGGCGGCGCAUGCGUCAAAACAGCGAACGCUUCUAGUCAAGGUUGCCCAAUAGCAGGCUACGUUAGUUUUGACGGAAGUUGCUACAAGAGCUUCACGGAGCAGAGGACGCGUGAUGAGGCCAGACAGACCUGUGCAGCAGACGGGGGGAUUUUAGCCAUGCCGAAGGACAGUGCCACCAAUACCUUUCUCGCUAAUCUAGCAGACGUAGUAGGGGGUCGCUGGCUUGGGCUGACUGACGUCAACAAUGGCGGCCAGUGGGUAUUUGAGGACGGCCAGACCCUGACAUCAUUCGGCUAUGCCAACUGGCUCCCCGGUGAACCACAACCCGACUCCGGUAACGGUGGCUGUGUGGGGUUUUGGGAGGGCGGAUCAUUCUGGGAUGAGAAAGAGUGUUGGUACGUCAGGGGAUUUAUCUGCCAGCUGCAAUUGCAAGAAGUGCAUCCCUGGUGGUAUGUGGACUUAGACCGACAGUGGUCCAUCGACAGGGUGACUGUGGUCAAACCCGGCUCUGUCGACCUCAACCCCUUCUUCAUCCACAUCGGCGACCAUCGGCACGUGUCGGCAAACCCUCAAUGCGGGCAGAACCACAGCAUCGCCGUCAACCAGUCAGAACUAACCGUCUCGUGUGGAGGCCUGCGGGGUCGGUAUGUGGGGAUCCGUCUGGGAGAGGCGCGACUUCUGCAGUUCAGCGAACUCGAGGUUUACCCUGUCUCCGAUGAAGCAAAUAUCGGAGGAAUAAACGUCGCCGCUCUGUCCCGUGGCGGACGGUGUGUGGGCGCGUCACAAAACGCCGCUACCUGUGGCGGCAUCAUCGACGGUCAGCUGACGCCACGGCCGGGGCAGCUCGGCUGGCUGAGUUCGCAGGGGAUCGGCUCGUGGGUUCAGCUGAAGUUCGAUGGAUACUACUUCAUCAACCGAGCCAAGAUCGCACAGUCUACGUGGAACACAGGCCAAAUCAGGACAAUCAGGUUGACGUUCAAUGACGGAUCCUAUGAAGACGUCGAACUCAGGCAGCGUCAGGGAAGUGACCAGUACGACGUGACGCAAGUUUACUACGAUGAGUUCCUCUUCGACACGACCAAGACAGACUCCGUAAAGAUGACUGUCCUCAGCGCGUAUACAGCUGCCUCCACCAGCGGCCUCAUUGAGGCACAAUUCAUCACGGCCUUUCCGGAAGAUAUUUAUGUUACAGACUUUCAAUUGAUACCUGCACUCGUAAGAUUCCGGCAACACAUCGGUAGGAGCUCACCAAUGUCGGUACUCGCCGAAGCGUAUAAUUUGUCUCUUGCUGACUGCGCGAUCAAGUGUCUGGAGGAACCCGCGUUUUUCUGCCAGUCUUUCCAGUACAAGGCCGGUACAAGAAACUGUGAGAUGUUCGGAUGGGCAGCUCCUAAAGACGGAGUGGAGCGAUUGGUCACGGAUCCAAGCGUCUCAUAUUUUGAGAGGCAUUUUGAAACUUAUUUUCUCUUCGAAUGGACUCCACGAAUGACGUGCUCGUGUAUGUAUGGGGACGGCGCCACAAGUGUACCACAGAUUGGACCUUGUUUGACGCAACGUCCUCGGAACCAUUGGCUGCACACCGCAGAAGGAACUCUUCGGAACGGAGAAACGUCACAGUGUCUUGAACUUCUUCCCAACAACGUGGUUGUCAUGACAACCUGCUCACCAAUCAGAGAGUCCAUAUUGUUUGACGUCAUUGAUGACGCGCUGAGCUGGAGGGUGUUGGGAAGAGAAGUUUGCUUUGAUAACAGAGACGGCGUGGUGGAACUGGUGAGCUGUCCCGAUGGCAGGAACAAACUGAGGAAACUGCAGCUACACGAGGUGAAUGAGCUGGUGACGAUGUCCACUCCGUGUGACGUCAGAGAAGACUCAACAACAGAGGGUACUGAGAUCCUGGUAGAAGAAGUUGAGCCCGGUACAGUGUUGGCACGUUGGAACGUAUCAGGGUACGCCUGUGAAUUAAGCAUGGUGUUCGUUGCACAGACAAAUCUUAGGGACGGUUUUACAACGAGUUGGAAUGUUUCUUGGGACACGACUGCUUUCAACUUCACCAAUGUUGAACGUGAAGUCUCAUACCUGCUGGAGAUAUACCUCAUGACACCAAGAAGCAACAUCUACCUAUCUUACUCACGGACCAUAAUGUUAGGAGGAAACGACGUCGAGGUUCAAAACUUGACGGUCUCGCUAGUGACAGAAGAAGGGUUUUACCUCACCUGGAACGUCACGUCAUCUUUAGUGAUCGGGUAUCGUGUUACAUAUCAUCCAAUGAACGGCCAGGAAAUUGCCCAGUUGUAUGUGCAUCACCCGGAAUUGCAUUUACGGGGGCUGCUGCCAGGGGUCGAAUACAACGUGACCAUAACAGCCAUUACUGCAGAAUUUGAGGGUAGCGGCGCUAAUCUCCAACAAUACACGCUACCGAGAACAGCAGUGGCCCCCCCAAGUGAUUUCCACGUGGUAACCGUGAGGGACCGUUCGGCUACCCUGAUGUGGGCGGCACCAGGUGGCGAGGUUGUCGCGUACGUGCUGGAGCUCAUACCUGCCGUUGCUCCAUCGGAAGCUGUAAACAUUUCCCUGAGCAGCAAUCUAACAACCACGGAUGUGACAGGGCUGAUCCCCCUUCAUCCUUAUAUCGCCAAGCUGUAUGCAGUCGGUCCGGCUGGUUUUAGCGACGGUGUGCUUAUUCCCUGGAUAACAGAAUCGGCCACCGAGCAACAAACAUCAGCACCUACACCUACAGUCAUACCAUCUACAGAACCCACCAACCCAGAAAGUGAUACCGAUGUGGAGGUGCUGAGUGACGACGGGUUUGGAGGCUUUGUACCACGGGCGCGGGAAACCGAAAGUUACGAGUCGUGGGGAAGCGAAGACCCCGAACAAGAGUCUGAAGUCAGCAGCAGUUCGGCUAAUGAGGAUGACGAUCCUUCCGAAGGACUUGGUGCGGAUUUCCCACCGCUGAUGGUCGAGGGUCUCGCCAUCCCCUCCAUUGAUGCCGUGGAUGUCACUGACAUCGCCUCAACGGAUCCUGUGGUGCUUGUAGAAGGACUUGCUGCGGUAAUGCAACCGGUAAGCAUCAACGUGGCCACAGGCACAGCGCACCAGACCUGCAAGCAAGCCUUGGAUACACUGAAGAUUGCAUCAGAGCGUCUGCAGACCACAAUCGCAGCUGGCGUCCUUGCCCAGUUAUGUGAAGCUGUCAUCAGAGCCUGUGGAAACAAGUCAUUGGAAGAACAGCUUUCCUACCUCACUGUUCUGGACAACCUGAACGACGUACUUGGGAGAAAAUCAGUGACGACGCAAAACACCACGCGCACCAGUACAGAUAUGUUACGCACCGUUGGACACCUCAUCUAUGAAGCACUUGAUCAAGCUGACGACGAUUCUGUUGGGAACGAUGACUUGUUUUCACUGUUUUCACCCGAAGAGCGAGCAGAUAGGGAUCGGCAGGAAAAAGAAGAAAGUGACCAAAAGGUAGCAAUUAUGUUUAUCCUCCACCACAACGCAUAUGACCUCAUCAGUUACCCUAACAACCCUUUUACCUGGGGAAACAACUCGAACAUCAUCAACUCUGCUGUCCACGACAUCUACUUGAUCCCAUCGACCAUGUCCAUUGGGGACAUCAAGGACGCAGAAGACGACAUCCUGAUCACCAUUGCCACCAACGGAGAUCGCCCUUCCAGCGGACUGGUUCAUGGGGUGGAUUCCACGGGAAAUGAGAGCGUGGUGCAGCACGUGUUCAACAUUUCAGACGUAGAUGACGCGUUCAUCGUCCAAGUUACCGCCCUGAACAGGAGUUCCAGGAUAUCCGUGUUCGGGAGAGGAGGCGGCCUGGCCCAUAGUAGAAACUGUGAAGUCUGUUUCCCGUGGCAGGACUGGAAACCGACAUUCUCACGACAUGGCACACCCGAGCCUCAGUCUGUCGCGUUUUUUGUGUCAGGAAGGAAUCACACCGGAAAAUACGUGGUCGGAGUAGAAGUUGCUGGUAAGAAUAAACUCUUUUUGUACAGCGUAUACCAUAUCCUAGGACACGUGGAUCCAGGCGAGUCCGACCUGCAAACCGCGCUGCGGGAGACACAAGAGGAAGCCGGCCUCUCGGCAGAACACUUCCACAUCAUGGAGAACUUCAAGAAAGUCUUGGAGUACAACGUGAGGGGGAAACCCAAGACUGUGAUCUACUGGCUGGCUGAGCUGAAGAACAGCGACACGCCUGUAGUGUUGUCAGACGAACACCAGAAGUACGAGUGGCUGGGAUUGGAGGAGGCGUACCGGCCGAAGCUUAGACACCUUAAGGUCGUGUUGCUAGCCCCAGAAGUCAAGACAAAGCAUUCAAAAACAAUGGCGCCAAGGAAGGAAGGAAACUCGAAAGGGAACUAUCAUUUUGUAAGACGAGACGGGCAGCUGCUUCAUGGAGAGGAGGCAGAAGAGGAGAGUGCGAACGUCUUCGCAGAAGAGGUGAUAAAAGACAUUAAGGACAAGCAAAGGGAGGAGAAUAGACUGCUGCGUUUGAGACACCCAGCUUUUGGCAAAGACACUUCUUCUGCGUCUCAGGACACAGACGGCGUCUCUACUAGGCACUCAACAAAGGACGAUGAUGGCGAAGAGAAGAAAACAUCCAGGAAGCCUAACAUCAGCGCACACGCCGUCAGAAAGCGAGUUCUAAGUGCAGAGAAAGAUACUGUUUCCAGCGAGGUGGACGACCAGGCGAAAGCGUUCGCCACGGGUCUUAACUUGACCGCGCUGACGGCUGAUGUUGACAUGGCUUCCCUGACGUUCUCGCCCCAAGCUACCGCUGCAGCUACCGGGCUUGAAGCUACAGUUUUAACCGCACAGGCUCACGGCGGAACCGUAGAGACCGACGUACAAGCAAAGGCCGACGUCAAAGGGGCGGAAGUUGUUGCAGGGAACGUGGACGUGAGGGCGGUAGACGAACAUCUCUUCGUGGGGGGCGAGGCCCUGGUCAGCGGCGCGGAUGUGAAGGUUGGAAACGCCAGCGUUGCCGCAGUCAAGAUGGAACACAGGGCCGGCGCAACGUUUGAAGCAAAGGGUGUCGAGGUGAAAGCGAUGAACGUGGAUGCAGCAGGGGUGCGGCAGGAGCAAGACGUCGGGGUCCACGUGGGCGCGAAGGCCGUGGAAGUGUCCGCGCUGAACGCCCGGGUCAGUGGAGCAGAAAACAAAGUGGAAGCAAGAGCCGGCGUCGAGCUUGCCUUGCUGAAAGUCGGAGGGCUCAACCAAGAGAGCGACACUAAGAACCACGCACCAAUGUUGGAUUUAACGCUGCUGGACUUACGCGUGCCGGGUAAAGGCACAGGAGCGACGACCGUCAGGGCCGGAGGGGGUGCCGGUAGCUCCAGCAACAGCGGGACUGACAAGGGGUGUUCUAAUGACGGAACGAACAAAAAUGGGGAGAUGCCAAAAACAAUAGAAGGGCCAGUGGCAGGAGGAAACUGUGGCAAUGCUACAGGUCUGGCUGCGGCUGGAACGAAGGCGCAGAGCAACAAUGAAGGUCCUAAUACGACAUUUGUUUCAUCUCGACAGGUCCACCCUACCUCCACAGUCAAUGCGACUGUCUGCGCCUGCAACCACAUGACGGCGUUCGGGACUGGCUUCGUCACCGUACCGAACACGAUUGACCUGACCACCGUGUUCGACAAGUUCACGGACAUAGGGAACAACGCAGGGGUCCUCGCUACCGUUCUGACGUCACUAGCGUUGUACGUUGCCGGGGUCAUGUUUCUAAGGAAGGCUGACAGAGAUGGAAUGAAAAAGUUGAUUGUCCGUGGCCUACCCGACAACCGCUCCACUGACAACUACUAUUACAAGAUGACCGUCUACACCAGUCACGCCAGAGGGUCUGGAACCAAGUCCAACGUGGGCUUUUCUUUACUUGGGGACAAAGGGAGUACUGGAGUCAGGGUGUUCAAGCAAGGUCCAGAGACCUUUCAGGCCGGUGGUGUGGACAUCUUCUUGCUGGCUGUUCCAGAAAGUCUGGGCGACCUUCUUCGGCUUCAUAUCUGGCACGACAACCAGGGGGGCAACGGCAGGGCUUGGAAGUUAGAUAAAGUCAUCGUGCGGGAUUUACAAUCAGGAGAGGCAAACAGUUUCCUGUGUGACCAGUGGCUAUCGGUGGACCACGGGGACGGUAGAAUCAGCCGGAUUCUUCCCUCUUCAACAGAGCAAGAUUUGUCACCCUUCCAUCUUUUGACUACAAAUGCCGUCGACAGUUUUAAAAAUGAGCACAUCUGGCUCUCCAUCUUCUUCUGCCCCAGUGGCAGCCAUUUCAGCCGUGUCCAACGCCUCUCCUGUGGACUGUGUGUCGUCUACACCACCAUGAUUGCCAACGCCAUGUGGUACAAAACCGAAGACAACCUGCAGCAGAAUAACGUGGUGAAUCUUGGGAUAGUCUCCUUCACGCUUCACGAGUUAUACGUCAGCACGAUGACGUCAUUGUUUGUACUACCUGUAAACCUGCUCCUCUUCCAGCUCUUCAAACGGUGCAGAGAAAAACAACAACCUGCCAAGAAUGCCGUGAAUGUCGCAGAGAAGGAAGACAUCAGGUCUUUGCUGUUGAAAACGCGGUCAUCCUCCAAGUCUCUUCCCCACGGAUUUGUGUAUGUGGCUUGGUCGAUCCUGGCCCUCAGCUGUUGCGUGUCGGCGUUCUUUACUAUUCUCUACAGCCUGGAAUGGGGAGCUGAGAAGGCAAACGCAUGGCUGAAGACGUUUCUGAUGUCCUUCGUUCAAGACGUCUUUGUAGUACAGCCAUUCAAGAUUCUGGCUCUCUCUACACUGGUCCCCUAUAUCUGCAAGAAAGCAGCAGUGUUAUCGACGCGGGAUGACGUCGUCCUACAACACGCUGACGUAGAGGAUUCCAGCCAAUCAGAGAGCAGCCUGUUUGCCUGGAUAUCUCACAGGGCGACCUUGAGGGUGAACAAACAACAGUUGCUGAAAGUUCUCCUUAAGCAUGACCUAGCGGAGGAAUCGCAGAGGGAGCGGAAAAAGAGGGAAGAGACCAGAAAAAAGACGGACAGUGUGAUACAGGAGGUUGCCGGGUUCUUCGUGUUUGUGCUGAUUCUGCUUGUGGUGGUGAAUAGUGGCACAAACGUCUACUCUCACCACGCCUACAACACUAUAGGAGACCUCUUCCAGUCGGAUUUUGAUGAGCCGCGCUACACCAGCCUUUACAUGAGUCAUCAGGAAUGCAACAGCGGGAACGCCAUUUCAGACGAGGAGACGCGAGACUUUCUGCACGGAUGGACACCCCUCUCCUCCUCCAAUUCUUCGGAAGAUGUCUCCGAGCCGUCGCCCUGGACGUACCACCUCCCCGGGUCUGGUGACGAGCUCCCCGCGAUGGGAGCCAUUGCCACGUACGGCUCGGGAGGUUACGUUACCGGAGUCGGCAGAAACAAAGCUGCUGCCCUCGCUGUCAUCGCUGACCUGAAGGAAGCCGGCUGGAUUGACCGUUACACACGCGCCGUCAUUGUCGAGUUCACGGUGUACAACGCCAAUGUCAACUUCUUCAGCACGAUGUCGUACAUGGUGGAGUUUCUCAACACGGGAGGGGCGGUGCCGUCCCACUCUGUGUGGACCUACCGCUUACAUCGGUUCGUCGGCACGGCUGGAUACAUCCUCAUGGCCCUGCACAUCCUGUAUGUGGUCUGUUUCCUCUACACGCUGUACAGGGAAGUAAGACUGAUGAAGGAACAAGGGAGAAGCUACUGCCUGCAACCGUGGAACCUUCUCGAGAUUGCCAACAUUCUGGUUUGUUUCGGCGCCGUUGCCGUUUUUGCUGUAGACUACAUAACCUCGAGGAAUACUCUGGACAAGCUACUCCAUCGCCAUACGUCAAAGUUCGUCAGCUUCGACCAGGCCGUCUUCUGGAACCAGGCGUUUGUUUGGACAGUGGCCACCGUCGCCUUCAUCAACAUCUUCAAGUUCCUUCGCCUCCUCCGCUUCAACCCGAUGUUGUCUGUGUUGAUGACGUCAAUGCGACGCAUGGCACCAGAGGUUACAGCCUUCGCCGUGUACUUCACCUUCCUGUUUCUCUCAUUCGUGCAGCUGGGACAUUUGGUCUUUGGACUCAAAAUACAGGCAUAUUCCACGAUAGCCGCCUCUGCAAAGAGUCUCUUCGUCUGUACCCUGGGGAUGUUUGAUUUCGAUGAAAUCUUAAGCACCAGUAGGGUCAUCGGGCCCCUGUUCCUGUACACCUAUCUGUGCGUGGUCUUCCUCGUUAUCAUCAACAUCCUGGUGGCCAUCAUCAACGACGCACUCGUGGUGAUGAGAGGUUACACGCCGCCUCAGGAACAUCAGGAGAUCCUGCAGGAGCUGUGGAGGAGGCUGGCCAACUUCCUCGGUCUGACAAACUCUGAAAAUCAGGAGGAUGACAUGCUGGCAUCAGAAAGACUGGAGGAUUGUCUGACUAGACUGGAUCUUCUUGUACGGGCCAUGAAGGAGAGACGAGUCGCAGAGGACGCGAUGAGAAGGCACUAUGCCAUAGAAUAAUGUAGAAAAGGUCGAAGAAUGCUAGCCUCUACCAGGCUUCGGUGGGCGCCUGGAAACUUGCAGCAAAAUGGCAAAAUGUGGUCUCUCUAGCGGAGCAACUCCCUCGGCAUGUUAUCUCUCGAAUUGGCUAUUUUUUACUGUU
Messenger RNA from Branchiostoma belcheri (Belcher's lancelet), 10021 nucleotides. RefSeq lists its product as uncharacterized. Gene Ontology annotation, cellular component: membrane. The transcript has 37 exons. Gene Ontology annotation, biological process: cell adhesion; detection of mechanical stimulus. Gene Ontology annotation, molecular function: hyaluronic acid binding; protein binding; hydrolase activity. The record is from RefSeq and is a predicted model, not a curated record. NCBI's taxonomy places the organism in Eukaryota, Metazoa, Chordata, Leptocardii, Amphioxiformes, Branchiostomatidae. The coding region runs from base 1 to 9879 and encodes 3292 amino acids.